This is a messenger RNA of Oncorhynchus keta (chum salmon), 5191 nucleotides long. RefSeq names its product zinc finger protein 239-like. The coding region runs from base 394 to 1452 and encodes 352 amino acids. The transcript is spliced from 3 exons. The record is from RefSeq and is a predicted model, not a curated record. NCBI's taxonomy places the organism in Eukaryota, Metazoa, Chordata, Actinopteri, Salmoniformes, Salmonidae.
AAGGGUCCCCUUUUUCCAAAAACUACCACCUCACAAUCUCCCUAAAAUCAGCACGAACCUCCUCCGGAUGUAGCGCUCAAAAGUGCGUCCCACUUGUAAAGCAGCUGCUUCAUCUUGAUGUUAUUCUUUAUCAAUAGCUACCACAACGAUUUCCCCUUUUCAAACACGCGCGCUCUCUUUCUCCCGGAUUCAUCGAUUUCCUGGAGCGUGACGUCCCGGCAAUCUAGAAUCACAACAACAAGCUGACUUCUGCCCCAUGGGAGCGUUUACAUCGUUAGUCGACGCUUUACCGGACACAGACUAGCCUACAGACUAUACUUUAACACAAAGUUUGCUCAAAAUAAUAGCCUCUUACAUAGGCUUCAUUUUCUUUACUAGAUUUUGCGGGACGCGAUGGAAGAAGAGGCUCAUGGCAGGAUAUCGGUGAAUAAAUACCAACCGACGGAGUUGAAAGUCAAAGAAGAAGAGGACCAUGGCGAUUUCAGUUAUCAAAGGCCAGGAGGGAGCCCAAACUCACACUCCGACGGUGGGAAGACUUCCUCAGAGUCAGGGGAAUCAGACAGAGAGCUGCCCAAAUCAGACAGACCGCACAACUGCUCUCUGUGCAGAAAAGGAUUUUCCCAAUUGGGACAUCUGAAAUUACACAAUAAAACGCAUACAGGAGAGAAACGCUAUGUCUGUAUUCAAUGCGGGAAGAGUUUCGCAAGGUCAGACUAUUUAAAAAAACAUGCGAAAAUUCACAGUGUAGAGAAACCAUACAAAUGCUCUGUGUGCGGCAAGGUAUUUGCUAGGUCAGACAUCUUAACCAUACACAAGAGAGUUCACACUUCAGAGAGGGUGCAGCAUCCCACCAAAGAGAAACUCUAUCCCUGCUCUCAGUGCGGAAAGCGGUUCUCUCAAUUGGGAAACCUCAAAUCGCAUGAGAGCGCUGUGCAUGCAGGAAAGAAGCCUUUCAACUGUCCUGAAUGCGGAAAGGGGUUCUCACAUUUUGGUAACAUGCAAAAACACCAGCGUGUGCACACUGGAGAGAAACCAUACAUGUGCCCUGAUUGUGGGACAGGUUUUUCCAGAUCACAUCACCUCAAAACACAUCAGCAAAUUCAUAAAGGGGAGAAGCCUCACUUAUGCACUGAAUGUGGGAAGGGUUUUGCUAGGGCAGACUCUUUAACGGCACAUCAGCGAGUGCACAGGCUAGACAACAAGCCGUACGGCUGUUCUGCCUGUGGCAAAGCCUUCUCUUCAUUUGGAAACUUAACGCAGCAUCAGAGAAUUCACACCGGAGAGAAACCAUAUCAGUGCUCUCAGUGUGAGAGAAGCUUUGCUUUUUCAACAGAUUUGAAAAAUCAUCAGAGGAGACACACUGGAAUGAAACCAUACUAUUGCUCGGACUGUGGGAGAAGUUUCACAACGGCAUCUUCCCUAAAAUCACACCAGAAAAUUCACAAAUUAUAAAAGUCAUGGUCUCUGUGUGGUAGUAAUGUCUCUCUACAUUGUCAAACACUAGCGAAAUACUCAGCUGUCAAAAUGCUGCCGAUGGGGAAACCUUGAGGCUCACAUUUUUCUUAGGAGUACUAGAGGCACAAUAUUCUCAUGGUUUAAUCCUUGAUUUAAAAACAGCAUAGGAAUUCAAUGUUUUGUUUUUAAUACAGUUAUUUUGGUUAAUUGGAUGGUUAUUUUUACACUGAAACACUAAAUCUCUUUAAUGUUUGAAUGUGAUUACUACAUAGCUCCAGUUGUGUGAAUUUUAUUCUAUAUAUGUUGAUAAUGACGAGCAAAAAACAUGACUAUAGGGAACCAGAAUCUCCUGCAAAUUAUGUUAACUUUUUGUUGUAUAACCUGCAUUUGUCAUAAGAGGGUCAGGACACAUUACAUUGCAAUCACAAAACAUAUGCAAUGUCAUAAGUUAUAUUGACAAACUUUAGUUGCAAACUCAUUUGAAGCAUUUAUGCUUUAAUUUAGUCCUCUGUCACUAGUUCAGUUGGUAGAGAUAAGAGUGUCUGCUAAAUGGCAUACUGACUGGCUGCAUCACUGCUUGGUAUGGCAAUAGCACCCCCCUCGAUCGCCUGGCGCUACAAAGGGUUGUGCCGACAGCUAAGUACAUCACUGGGGCUGAGCUCCCUGCCAUCUAGGACCUCUAUCAGGUGGUUGACUUGACAGCUCAUGCAGUUUUAGUGUUCUGAUUACAGAGUUCUGAUCAUGGAACACCAUGUGUCUACACCUACACAGUUGCCACAUAAAAAUAAAAAAAAUGAUAGAGAUGGAAUUCCCGGCACAAAUAUUUUACAAAAUGUUUAGAUUUAGGCUAUAAAAUUGAUUUUAUCAAAGAAAACGGCACUUCAUUUGAUCAAUGGGAUACUCAGGAAGAGAAAUAAGAGCAAGAUAUCAGAAUGUAAGUCAUAAUUUUACUUUCAGAUGUGAAAGUCUAAACUGUCAUGGCGGAAAAUGUUUUGUUGAUUGCUCUUCUCAAACAAAAGCAUGGGAAUUGUUCUCUGUAAUAGCUAUUUUAAAUUGGAAAACGUAGUUUGAUUACCAAGAUUCUAAUCUUUUGAAGGGUGUAAGACACUUGCAUUUUCAAGAAUGUUUAAUGUUACAAAAUUGUAUUUUUAGUUGUCACUCUGAAAUUUCCCCUGAUGUUGGUCCCUGUACGGGGACAACAGCCACAAUUAACCUGGGAAGGAAAGAAAUUUCACAAAUUAACUUCUAACAAGGCAUACCUGUUAAUUGAAAUGCAUUCCAGAUGAGUACCUCAUUAAGCUGGUUGAGAGAAUGCCAAGAGUGUGCAAAGCUGUCAAAGCAAAGGGUUGCUACUAUGAAUAAUCUCAAAUAUAUAUAUUUUAAACUUUUUUUGGUUAGUACAUGAUUCUAUAUGCGUUAUUUCAUAGUUUGGAUGUAUUCACUAUUAUUCUACAAUGUAGAAAAUAGUCAAAAUAAAAGAAAACUCCAAAAAAUGAGUAGGUGUGUCCAAACAUUUGACUGGUACUGUAUAUAUUUGCAAAAAAAUAUGGGGGAUUGGAAAUAAUGCAGACAAUUGCGCUGAUCGAAGCUACAAUCUGCAAUAUUAAAGCUGAUCUACACACUAAAAAUAAAAAGUUGAGGGAGCAUGCAAUUGGUAUGCUGACUGCAGGAACAUCCACCGGAACUGUUGCCACAGAAUUGAAAGUUAAUUUCUUUACAUUAAGUCGCCUCCAAUGUAAUUUUAGACAAUUUGGUAGUACGUACAGUGCCGUGAAAAAGUAUUUGCCCCCUUCCUGAUUUCUUUUUGCACAUUUGUCACACAAAUGUUUGAUCAAACACAUUUUAAUAUUACACAAAGAUAACCCAAGUAAACACAAAAUGCACUUAAGUGAUAGCUUUUUUUCACUUAAUAAAUAAAAUUAUCCGAACCUUCUUGGCCCUAUGUGAAAAAGUAAUUGCCCCCUAUACCUAAUAACUGGUUGUGCCACCCUCAGCAGCAACAACUGCAAUCAAGUGUUUGCAAUAACUGGCAAUGAGUCUUUCACAUCACUGUGGAUGAAUUUUGGCCCACUCUUCUUUGCAGAAUUGUUUUAAUUCAGUCACAUUGGAGGGUUUGAGAGCAUGAACUGCCGUUUUAAGGUCACCCCACAGCAUCUCAAUCAGAUUCAAGUCCAGACUUUGAUUAGGCCACUCCAAAACCUUUUUUAAAUUUUUUUUUAAGCCAUUUAGGAGGUGGACUUGCCAGUGUGUUUUGGAUCAUUGUCCUGCUGUAGAACCCAAGUGCGCUUCAGCUUGAGGUCACAAACUGAUGGCCGGACAUUCUCCUUCAGAAUUGUUUUGUAGAGAGCAGAAUUCAAUCACAGCGAGUCAUCCAGGUCUUGAAGCAGCCCCAGACCAUCACACGACCACCACGUUUGACUUUUGGUAUGACGUUCUUUUUCUGAAAUGCUAUGUUACUUUUACGCCAGAUGUAACGGGAUGCACACCUUCCAAAAAGUUCAACUUUUGUCUCGUCAGUCCACAGAAUAUUUCCUCAAAAGUCUUGGGAAUCAUCAAGAUGUUUCUUGCCAAAAGCGAGACGAGCCUUUGCUCUUUUUGGUCAGCAGUAGUUUUCGCCUUGGAACUCUGCCAUGGAUGCCAUUUUUGCCCAGUCUCUUUCUUAUGGGUGAGUCAUGCAUACUGACCUUAACUGAGGCAAGUGAGGCCUGCAGUUCUUUAGAUGUUGUUGUGGGUUCUUUUGUGACCUCUUGGAUGAGUCGUCGCUGCACUCUUGGGGUAAUUUUGGUAGGCCGGCCACUCCUGGGAAGGUUCACCACUGUUCCAAAUGUUCUCCAUUUGUGGAUAAUGGCUCUCACCGUGGCUCACUGGAGUCCCAAAGCAUUAGAAAUGGCUUUGUAACGCUUUAUAGACUGAUAUAGAUGUCAAUGACUUUGUUUCUCAUCUGUUCCUGAAUUUCUUUGGAUCGCGGCAUGAUGUCUUGCUUUUUGAGAUAUUUUGGCCUACUUCACUUUGUCAGACAGGUUCUAUUUAAGUGAUUUCUUGAUUCAAUAAAUAAAUAAAUAACGUGUUUUUAUCAAAGCAAUCACUUUUGCAUGUGAAAACACAGAAUUCUACUCAUUACUCCACGUGCUUAACCUAUCUCACUUUUGUAUUCAGAAUAGGGCACUGGGGCAGCCCAGCUCCAAAACUAAUGCAAUCAACUUCAACACUUUGACUCGGGCCAGGCCUUAGCCAUUAAUAGAAUCCCCUCUAUGCUAAGUGUAGCUAACAGUGUUCAGCCAAUUAGGUGACCCUUAACAAAGAGUCAUGCCUUGGUCCAUUUGUGCAGUGUUUGGCUGACCGCCAUAUGCAACUUCAUGGUGUAGCACGAGCAUGAUGGUGGUAACUGUUUUAUUAAGAUUGUCGGCAUAUUCCUUCUAAGUUGGUAAAAGAUAAAACUGAUGCUAUUGCAGUCUGAAUAGAACAUGUUUAAUGUACCUGCUGGCUCAAGGGCCAAAUUAAUGUGCUAGCCGACGUAGCCUACAAUGUGCGUCGAUGAUAGUGGACCCUUCAAAAGACAGGUAAUUAGCGACCACUAGCGGCUGUCCAGGUUGUGUUGUUUGGUCCUCCCUUUUACGAUUUGUAAAAGUGGUUUAUUAGGCUGAAGAUGACAUAUUAUGGUGAACUGCACAGGGGGGUGAAGUGCAUGGUGAUGAUCUUGAUGCUCAUUUCCAAUAAAUGUAUUUCUAUAACCAGU